Molecule: messenger RNA, 3034 nt
Organism: Juglans microcarpa x Juglans regia
Lineage: Eukaryota; Viridiplantae; Streptophyta; Magnoliopsida; Fagales; Juglandaceae
Product: serine/threonine-protein kinase Nek6-like
Exons: 15
Coding region: 686-2746 (686 amino acids)
Biological process (GO): protein phosphorylation
Molecular function (GO): protein kinase activity; ATP binding
Source: RefSeq, a predicted model, not a curated record
CAUUGGGGAUUGGUUUUGCUCCACCAUGUUUACACCCAAAGAUGCAUCUCCAACUUUUGACUCAACUUUUCGUUAUUUAGGCUUGUUUUUAAUUGCCAAUUCCUACCAUUUUUUCGAAAAAUAAAUAAAAAGUUUGACCCACGAAUACCCGUUGCUGGGUAGCACAGCUGCGCAAAGGACAGUGUGAAACGUUGUGGAGGACCCUAUCUGUAAGCUAAGUCCAGAGUCGAGUGAGAUUUUCGAGUUACAAGGACGGUGACAACACACCUGCAUGCUCGGGGGGGAAAACAUUCUCUAGUAGUGUGGGUGCUCUGAUCGAUCCCAUGAAUCUGUGAAUGCAAGCAAAACCUUUGCUUUUUUUGUAAUCAGCUAUUUUCAGUUGUGUAUUAUUUAUGAGUUGAAAUGUUGCAUUAAUUAAGCUUGUCUUUCCACAUCUCUCCCAACUUUUUUGGUAAGUGAUCAACUUUUCAAUUAUCAUAUUAGCGGUAGAUGACUUUAAUUGCGUUUUCCCUUCCUCCUCUCUCUUCUCUGACAAGGUGGUGUUAUAUCAUCAUUAUGGAAUGUGGCUUUUCUGAUUUUUAUGUCUCUCAGCUAUAGGAAGGAUUCCUUGCAGUUUCUGGAACUUCAAUAGUCUCAAGAAGCUCAGAAGACUUUUUUCUGUGUAACCAAGCUUCUGAAGCUCCACAUGGAGACCGACAAUGGUGAUUCAAAGUCAACGUUGGAGGACUACGAAGUGAUAGAGCAGAUAGGAAGAGGAGCAUUUGGCGCUGCGUUUCUGGUUCUCCAUAAGAUUGAGAAAAAGAAGUAUGUGUUGAAGAAGAUUCGCUUGGCUAAACAAACGGAGAAGUUCAAACGGACUGCACAUCAGGAGAUGAACUUAAUUGCGAAACUAAAUAACCCAUAUGUUGUGGAGUACAAAGAUGCUUGGGUAGACAAGGGAGACUGCAUAUGCAUUGUAACUGGCUAUUGUGAAGGAGGAGACAUGGCUGAAAUUAUAAAAAAAGCUAGAGGAAAAUUUUUCCCAGAGGAGAAGCUCUGCAAAUGGCUGACCCAGUUGUUGCUAGCUGUGGACUACCUCCACUCCAAUCGUGUACUUCACAGAGAUCUAAAGUGUUCCAACAUAUUCCUUACAAAGGAGAAUGACAUCCGGCUUGGUGACUUUGGACUCGCAAAACUACUCAACGCAGAAGACCUUACUUCCUCGGUCGUUGGAACUCCCAACUACAUGUGUCCUGAACUCCUUGCAGACAUUCCUUAUGGUUACAAAUCUGAUAUAUGGUCGCUUGGCUGCUGUAUGUUUGAAAUUGCUGCUCAUCAACCAGCAUUUAGAGCUCCUGACAUGGCAGGACUCAUCAAUAAAAUAAACAGAUCCUCCAUUUCUCCACUCCCAAUUGUGUAUUCCUCCACACUGAAACAAAUUAUCAAGAGUAUGCUGCGGAAGAACCCAGAACACAGACCAACGGCAGCAGAACUUUUGAGACAUCCUCAUUUACAACCAUAUCUCCUCCGUUGCCGUAAUACAUCUUCAGUUUUUCUACCAAUCAAGCCCAUAGAGGGUUCCAAGGAGAAGGGAACGAGAAAAUCAUUAUCUAACAGACCUAGCAGUGCCAAAGACAACAUAGAAAAAGAAGAUGGAGUACCGAACCGGCUUGAAGGUAUUCAUCCAUCUGAGAGUAAAACUGAUAUACAGCCAAGUAAAUUGCCCAACAGUGAUAAGCCAACACUGACAGCUAGUGCAGAAGACAACCUUGAGACCAAGAAGGUAGAUCCUACUAGCUAUACAGUUGAAAUAUCCGCCAAUAUUUCAACAGAUGAGUCAACUGGUUCUGAAGCAUCUGUGUGCAAUGGAGAUGGUGAAGCAGAUGUUGGAAAUACACCUGAAAAGGGAAAAACCAACAAUGAGAUUAAAUUGGAGAGAACACUGAAUUGUCAGAAUGAGGAAAUGGAACAAACCAGUGAACAUUUUAAUCAAUUGCAAGAGGUUGAUAUCAAGACUCUGAGCACAAAAGACGAAAAAUUUUACAACCAAAUUCAUAAAGAAUCUGAUGCAGAGGCCAAGUGUGCUAAACCAGGGAAACUUUGCAACCAAGUUCAAGAAGAAGCUGAAGCAGAGAGCAAGCUUGGUAAACCAGGGAAUGAAGUUCCCGAUAAUAAAGCUGAAGUAGAGGGCAAGUCUGAUAAACCAGGGGAUUGUGGAAAAGUGACAAUGUCAAAUGCAGGAUGCACUGAUAAAGUUGGGUCCCUCGAUGAUGAAAGUUCAUCUUUGGCUGGGGAGAUUGUUGAACAUAAACCUGAUCUAGAAUCUAGAACUAUACUAAGGACGGAAAGUGAUGAUGCAUGCACAGAAGGCUAUAACAUGGACUGCACAUUCUCUGAAAAUAAUGGCACAUUUCCACGUAAAGAUAAAGUAAGAGCAAAAACAAAUAACCUAAGUUGUUCCAUGCAGACCGAGAGAGAUGAUGCUCGUGUACAUAAUCAGGCACCUAGUGAUAUCUCUUUAGUCAGUACACUCACUGCAAUUGGUGGAGAUGAAAUCAAAAGUGAGUGGGAUAAUCCAAGCCAGCAAAGAGCUGAUGCCCUUGAGUCUCUGCUUGAGUUAUGUGCUCAGCUACUUAAGCAGGACAAACUUGACGAGCUUGCUGGUGUGCUAAGACCAUUUGGAGAAGAAACUGUCUCAUCGAGAGAAACAGCAAUUUGGUUGACAAAGAGCCUCAUGUCUGCCCAAAAACUUAAUGGAGGAAACUAAUUUUUAGAGGUGAUUGGCAGAACUUAUUAAUCACCAUAAGAAUAUUUGAGUGAACGUGUUAAAAUAAUGUGUAAAUCAUCCGCAUUGUUGUGUUGAUUGAAGAUAGAGGCUUGGAAUAACAUAUAGCACAGAUUGUCAACUUACUAUUGUCUUUGAUGAGAACGAACAUAAAGUUUCCGUCACCGGUAACAUAAACUGGUCAGCAGUACUUGUCACUGACUACAAAUCUUCAUUGCAUGCAAAUGCAUUGGACUGUUUAUUAUAUCAUAUCCUUUUGUUCGUUUGGAA